CCAAUCAGAGCCCAGCGCGCACACACACACACACACACACAGAGACUGGGCGGGCGAGUCCAUAGUGUUUUUUUGCAGCACAAAAAACCUUGAGUUUUGCUUCGACGGAGGAAUCAUGGUGACAACUGAGACCCACCAGACCCAAGACCUGCUGGUCCCCCCUCAGAACCAGGACCUGCUGGUCCCCCCUCAGAACCAGGACCUGCUGGACCAGCAGGAGGACGACCAGGCCUCGCCCUCAUCCCUCCUGGCUGCGUUGGACCCUGAGAAAAUGAGUCAGGGUCCCGUCAACGCCAUUACAGUCCUGACUCUGCUGGACAAACUGGUCAACAUGCUGGACGCCGUCCAGGAGAACCAGCACAAGAUGGAGGUACACCAGGUGGAUAUGGAGGGUGUGGUCAGAGGGAUCCAGGCUGACAUGACCAAACUGUCCAAGAGUCACAGUCACACAUCGAACACCGUCAGUAAACUGCUGGACAAGAGCCGCAAGCUGUCAGUCACCAUGAAGGAGGUCCGUGAUAAGAUGGAGCGACAGGGCGUCCAGGUGAGGAAGCUGGAGGCAAACCACGCCCACCUGAUCAGCAGGAACAACUUCAAAGUCCUAAUCUUCCAGGAGGAGAACGAGAUUCCCUCCAGUGUUUUCGUGAAGGAUCCGCCUCCGUUCCCGCGUGAUGAGAUUUUGGAGGAAGGGGAGGAGCCAGCGCCUGGCGUCAUGGAGGAUCGGGAGGCCGGGCUCACCACCAUCGACCUGUCAUCUGACGAAGAUGUGGGUCUGGAGGCGGAGCUAGAUGAAGAGGGGACGUGGCUUCAUGAUCUGGAGAAUAUGGAGAAGUCAAGAACGGAGAAAUUAAAACGCUCCAGUCUGAAGAAGGUGGACAGUCUGAAGAAGGCGUUCUCCAGACAGAACAUCGAGAAGAAGAUGACGAAGAUCGGAACAAAGAUCGUGUCUGUGGAACAAAGAGAGAAGAUCAAACAAAGAACGUCCAGUCUGAAGGUCUCACCUCUGACCUUCGGCAUCCGUAAGCCUCGCAGCGGUUCCGACUCGCAGCUUCCUGAGUCCGUCACCACUGAGGCCCACGUCCAGGUCUCGCCCCUGGGCUGCAGCGACCUUGAGGACCCCUUCACUGAGGAGGGAGGGAUAGAGGAGGAGAAGGAGGGAGGGAUGGAGGAGAUGAAGGAGGGAGUGAUGGAGGAGGAGGAGAAGGAGGACGUGAUAGAGGAGGUGAAGGAGGAGGUGAUAGAGGAGGUGAAGGAGGAAGUGAUAGAGGAGUUGAAGGAGGUGGUUUCAGAGGGAGUCAGUCAGGAGUACGCUCUGUCCUCCACUUUGCCUCAGGGGGGGGGGGAGAAGAAGAAGGAGGAGGAGCAGGAGGAGGAGGAGGAGGAAGAGGAGGAGGAGUAGGAGGAGGAGGAAGAGGAGGAGGAGGAAGAGGAGGAGGAGGACAAGGAGGAGGAGGAGGAAUAGGAGGAAGAGGAGCACAAGGAGGAGGAGGAGGAGGAAGAGGAGGAGGAGUCGUGAACACUCGCUGAUAUUGUUUCUAUAUUCAGAAAAAUCCUCUUCAUGUUUAGAUGGAUAUAAACCAAUGUUAGCUUAGCAUUGAGACCAAAAACAGGUGGGAGCAGCUGGAUAGCUUAGCAUAAAGACGAGAAACAGGAGGAGUCACUCAGAGGGAAAAACAAGGAGAGGAUUUGUUUGAAUAUAAAACUGUUCCUUUAUAUUUUAGAGCACACAUUUGUUUUGUGAUCGAUAUUUUUCUUUCAUUGAUGAACGUCCACACACACACAUAUAUACACACACACACACACACACCUGUUUGCAUGUGUUGACGUCUUCACUCGUAAAAUUAAAA
Molecule: messenger RNA, 1847 nt
Organism: Scophthalmus maximus (turbot)
Lineage: Eukaryota; Metazoa; Chordata; Actinopteri; Pleuronectiformes; Scophthalmidae
Gene: cavin2b
Product: caveolae associated protein 2b
Exons: 6
Coding region: 116-1399 (427 amino acids)
Cellular component (GO): cytoplasm; caveola
Molecular function (GO): protein kinase C binding
Source: RefSeq, a predicted model, not a curated record